AUGUCUGCCCCGUCGGCCUUUGCGGCUGGCGCUCCUCCAUCCAUGCCUGCCGGCAGCCAUGAGAUACGAGACUAUUACUCUGACCAAGGCCCACCUAGGUCGCUACCACACAAUGCACCAUCCAUCACACCCUACCUUGGCCUCCGGGCUCGAUUAUCACAGAUAUGGCUCAAUCGAUGGACCAUUCUCCUCCUACUUGUCCUGGCUCGUACCCUUAUCGCAAUUUCUGGAAUCAACAACAAUUUAGGCUCCGCAAGACGUGAAGCACUGUCAGCCUGCUCGGACGUCGAAUCGAUGGGUUCCGCCAUGGCUUCUAUGCCUCACUACAUGUCUCAGGGCGUGAAUGAGGUGGCGGCUACCGGGAUCGAGAAGUCGGUCAACGGUCUGAUUCAGAUGACCAGCAUGAGUGUCACGGCAGUGGAAGAGAUUGUCGUCUUCGUGAUCGGCAUGAUGACCAAUACCUACCUCUGUCUGAUCACUUUUGCGGUCAGUGGCAGUUUGCAUUCCGUCAUCGGCGCCCUGGACUCAGCACAAAAUGGUCUCAACAACCUUACACAAAAUCUCGGAAACGACUUGUCUGGCGCUGUCAAAACAUUUGAGGAUGCCUACAACAGUUUCAUUGGCAAACUCGAGAGCUUUAUCGCCUUUGGCCAAACCGUUGACCAGCCGGCGCCUCUCAAUCUUACUUCCGAAAUGAAUUCGUUGAAGAACCUCAAAUUGCCAGCCAACCUUGAUGCCGACCUGCAAAAACUCAACAACUCUAUCCCAACUUUCGCUCAGGUCAAGAAUUUCACCGAAAGCGUCAUCCGACUUCCCUUCGAAGAAAUCAAACAGCUCAUGAACGAAUAUGUGGGCAACUAUACAUUCAACCGAUCCUUGUUUCCGGUCCCAGAGAAAGAGCAACUUACCUUCUGCAGUGAUAACGACGGGAUCAAUGAUUUCUUCAACGGGCUGGUCGCCAUCGCUGCUCUUGCGCGCAAAGUCUUCAUCGGCGUGCUGCUUACCCUGGCAAUCCUCGUCAUGAUCCCAAUGGCAUGGCGCGAAAUCAAACGAUGGCAGAAAAUGCAACAGCGUAGCCAACUGGUCAGUUCAGACGCCCGUGACCCACUGGACGUUGUCUACCUGGUCAGCCGCCCCUACACUUCGACCGCUGGAAUCAAGCUAUCCAACACAUUCCAGUCCCAGCGUAAGAAGGACCUCGUCCGUUGGGUCGUUGCGUACGCUACGUCUGACGCUGCAUUGUUUGUGCUCGCUCUCGCCGUUGCGGGGCUGUUCUCUUGUGCCUGUCAAGCUAUCCUGCUCCGUGCCUUGGAAAAGGAAGUCCCGGACCUCACCAACCAAGUCGGCGCUUUUUCCGACAAAGUGAUUGCGCAACUUAACAACGCAUCCGAACAAUGGGCCAUUGGAACUAACGCAGCCAUUGCCGCCACGAGCAAGGACAUCAACCAAAACAUGCUGGGUUGGGUGAAUACGUCCACAACCGCAAUCAACGACACACUCAAUGCAUUUGUGGACGAAACGACAAAUGUUCUCAACACCACAUUCGGCGGGACAAUAUUGUACGAUCCUAUUAUGGAAGUUCUCAAUUGCCUUGUGUUGCUCAAGAUCCAGGGCAUCGAGAAGGGUCUUACCUGGGUUCAUGAUAACGCGCACAUCGACUUUCCCCUACUGCCGAAUGAUACCUUCAGCCUAGGCGCCGUGGCUAGUCUGGCGGACUCGAGCAAUCCCUCAGACUCUUUUCUCGCGAGUCCUGGGGACGCCACAAGCGAUAAGAUUUCCGCGGCCGUCGCAAGAUUCGUUGAUGAAGUUGAGGACACUAUUCGGACGGAAGCGAUCAUUUCAACCGUCGUCCUGUUUGUCUGGGUUUCAGUCGUGCUCAUGGGCAUCGUUCGAGCAUUGAUUCUCUGGGCCAGGCGGAACAAGCUCCGCGGCGAAGGCGGUGCGCCAGCAUUCCCUGCGAGCCACGCCAUGAGCAGUGGCUUUCGCCCCGAAAUUCAAGGGCAGUAUGCUGGAUUUGUUGAUAUCCCAUUGGCCAACGUCAACAGUUCCCGGCCAAUGUCACCCGCACCGAAGUAUACGCCGCCCGAAAAUCCCGAGGCGCUUGAAAAAGACUAUCAAGAUUCAAAGCUAGGGUUUGCUGGACGUAGAGUAUACCAAGAGUCGGAGCAACAAGAGACUGACAGCAAACAUCGAAGUAUCUGGCAUAGGGAUUGA
Molecule: messenger RNA, 2214 nt
Organism: Fonsecaea erecta
Lineage: Eukaryota; Fungi; Ascomycota; Eurotiomycetes; Chaetothyriales; Herpotrichiellaceae
Exons: 1
Coding region: 1-2214 (737 amino acids)
Cellular component (GO): mating projection tip
Source: RefSeq, a predicted model, not a curated record